This is a messenger RNA of Blastomyces dermatitidis ER-3, 580 nucleotides long. RefSeq lists its product as uncharacterized. The coding region runs from base 1 to 366 and encodes 121 amino acids. The transcript has 2 exons. The record is from RefSeq and is a predicted model, not a curated record. Lineage: Eukaryota; Fungi; Ascomycota; Eurotiomycetes; Onygenales; Ajellomycetaceae.
AUGAUCGGUUUCGCUGAAUCCCACUGUGAUGAGAGUGAAGGGAGGUGGUGGUGUUGUGUUCAAAGGGUGAAUAUUAACUGGGAAUUAGUCGCUUCUAUCGAGGGAGUUUGCCCCCAAAACACCAACGCGACAGUGAAGAGGGAGGGCGGCAGAGACGACCAGGAGGGCUGCAACAACGCAAAACAACCGCAACGCUAUGAAAUGGACAACAAGAAGGACGGGGAAGUACAGAAACUGCUGAAUAUUAAAUUGAGAGGAGAGGGUCGAGGUAGCAAGUUGCUGCGAGGCGGCAGUGGGUGGAGCGUCGUAGUAUUCAAGUCGCAGUGGGGAGGAGGAGGAAGAAAGAAGAAGAGGUUGAUGAUUUGAUGAUGGAUGAAGGUUUGAGGCUGUAGUCGUCGAGGGCUGGGCAAAAAAGAACAGAACAGGGCAGAACAGACACACGCACACGACACACGACACACAAAUAAGUAGUUUAGUAGUUAGUAGUUUCUAAUAACUACAACUGACACGGACGGACAGAGCGCUGGCUGGCUGGCUGGGGCUGUAGAGCCGCCAAGACCACGGGGCUGGAGGAGGGCUG